UAUGAUCGUUGUGUGUGAAUGUAUUUGUACGCGACACGCGGCGAAGUCUAUCGAUUGAUGGGGGAUGUCCCGUUUGUAUUCCCUUUUUAUGACGAACCAAAAUUCACGAACCUACAACUGAAUUUUAUGUUAAAAAACACGCCAAAAUAAUAAAUAAUGAUUGUUGGUUAAUAUAAGUUCGAUUUCGUCGACAAUAGCGUUUUUCAAAGAAGAGAAAAAAGAUGCAUAAUAAUGGCAGCAACCUCCUAUUAGCUAUGAAUCCGGAUAAAUUUGAUUACACAAUGACUGGGGGAGUAGGAGGUGGUGCACAAGAUGUGGAAUUAUGGGACGAGCUUACAGCCUUUCUUGCCGAUCAACCAGAGUAUAGCGAGCUGAUGGACAUGGGAAGUGCACUGCUGCCCACACUAAGCAAUGACAUGUUCAUGAACAGUACAUUAGAUCAGGAAAUCGAACAUUUUAAUACCAUUGAAGAAAAAGUUAAAAUGGCAAGUCAAGAGGACUCGGAAACUGUUGACCAAGAGGAUGGGGUCGUUGAUCAAGAAGAUGAAGAGGAGGCCGAAAUGAGCCAAGCAGACACAUUUUCAAACUACAAACCCAGCAAAUCUGAAGUUGGCCUAAAGCACCCGGAUCUCGUCGUUGAAACCAGUUCGCUAGCGAGUGUACAACCUCCAGAUGUGACCUAUGAACUCGCCUUGCCCGAGGAAGUCAUAUCGGAGGGUAAACUGUCGGCUUUGCAGUUGGAGGUAGUCAUAUAUGCUUGUCAACAGCAUGAAAGGUUCUUAGCAACUGACGAGAGGGCAGGCUUCCUUAUUGGUGACGGUGUAGGUGUUGGAAAAGGCAGAAGUGCAGCUGGAAUUAUUUAUGAAAACUUUCUACUAGGUCGCAGGAAAGCUCUUUGGUUUUCUGUAUCUAGCGAUUUGAAAUAUGAUGCGGAAAGAGAUUUGCGAGAUAUAGGAGCUACAGAUAUAUCAGUAUGUUUACUGAGUAAGGUAAAAUAUGGGAAUCUUAACAGCAAAUCUUUAGGAAUUAGGGAUGGGGUUGUGUUUUCAACCUACUCUUCAUUGAUUCGGGAAAGUCGUGGCAAUAAUGAAAGUCGAAUAAACGAACUUGUACAAUGGUGUGGAGGACUUGAUUAUGAUGGACCUAUCAUUCUUGAUGAAUGCCAUAAAGCUAAGAACUUGUCGACAAAGACAUCAGCAAAGGUCAUUGAACUACAGAAACGCCUACCUAAAGCAAGAAUAGUUUAUUGUAGUGCAACAGGUGCUUCAGAAUUGAAAAACAUGGCAUACAUGACUCGUCUUGGGCUUUGGGGAAAGUCAACCCCUUUCUCAAACUUCCAGGAUUUCCUUAGUACUGUGGAGAAGUGGGGUGUGCGUGGUAUGGAGCUUGUUCCCAUGGAGAUGAAGCUACGUGGGAUGUACAUGGCAAGGCAGCUGAGUUUUCAAGGCGUUUCCUUUAGUAUUCAUGAGGUUGCUCUUUCGGAAGAAUUUACUAAAGUUUACAAUAAGUCAGUGCGAUGGUGGGUCAAAGCAAGGAAAUACUUCCAGGAAGCAUUGGAUAUGCGCGUGUUUGACAAUGGUCAGAAGUCACGGCCUCCAUGGGCUCAGUUCUGGGCUGACCAUCAGCGAUUCUUUCAGAGUAUGUGCAUAGCUUCAAAAGUUGUUUCAGUGAUUGAACAAACAAUGAAAGCCAUAAAUGCAGAAAAUAAGUGUGUUGUGAUUGGGCUACAGUCAACUGGUGAGGCAAGAACGAUAGAUGCUGUAAAAUCAGCUGGGAACAAUUUAACAAGCUUUGUGUCGUCAACAAAAGGAAUUCUUCGCACAUUAAUAGAGAGGCACUUCCCUUGUCAAGACAGGAAGGGUAUACUCGACCUAGACUUCAGUGACCCUGGAAGUAAUCUUUCCCCAGCCAGCUUCAGCCAGGAUGAGGAAGGGGGAGAUAGAUCUAGGAAACGGAAGGGGUUGAUAAAUGAUUUGAGGGAAAACGAUAGCAAAGUCAUGAAGAGUACAGAUAGUCCUGAGGUUAUAACUCUAUCUAGUGACUCGGAAGAUGAUUAUCCUCCAAAACUUCCAAAGGCAAAUGGAUUCCCGAAUCUGUUCAGUACAAGUGACAGUGCUUUUAUAAAUCGGUCAUCCUCUCCGAGUACAAAGCAGAACCUUCAGAAGAUGAAGCAAGAACUGUUGGAUGAGUUGGAGGAGAUUAAUCUUCCUAGCAAUACGCUUGAUACGUUGAUUGAUAAGCUGGGAGGACCACAAAAUGUGGCAGAGAUGACAGGACGUAAACAUAGGAUUGUAUGUGAUAAUGGUAACUUCACUUAUAAAGCAAGGAGUGAAAAUAUUGAUAAAGUCAACAUUAUAGAGAAAGAAGGUUUCAUGAAAGGAGAAAAGUAUGUUGCUGUGAUUUCUGAGGCAGCAAGUUCUGGGAUCUCACUGCAAGCUGACAAGAGAGUGGAAAACAAGAGGAGGCGAGUGCAUAUGAUGCUAGAGCUUCCAUGGAGUGCAGAUAGAGCUAUUCAGCAGUUUGGCCGUACACAUAGGUCAAACCAGGUUUCUGCUCCUGAGUAUGUCUUCCUGAUUUCUGGAUUUGCUGGCGAGAAGAGAUUUGCUUCUAUUGUUGCUAAGAGACUUGAAAACUUGGGUGCAUUAACACAUGGUGAUAGACGUGCCACGAAUUCCACGGAUUUAACUAGUUUUAAUGUCAACAAUAAAGUGAGUCAGCAAUUGUGUAGUGGUUGAUAUCCUGUCUGUUAGGC
Messenger RNA from Anneissia japonica, 2752 nucleotides. Its product is annotated as protein strawberry notch-like. Bases 222 to 2735 code for a protein of 837 amino acids. The transcript has 18 exons. Gene Ontology annotation, biological process: regulation of DNA-templated transcription. Lineage: Eukaryota; Metazoa; Echinodermata; Crinoidea; Comatulida; Comatulidae. Gene Ontology annotation, molecular function: chromatin DNA binding; histone binding. Gene Ontology annotation, cellular component: nucleus. The record is from RefSeq and is a predicted model, not a curated record.